AUGGGCACGGGGCGGGCGCAAGGAGGGGUAGCGAGAGACGAAGAGGAGAGAGAGAGAGAGAAGGGGCACUCACACGGCGCAGGGCGGCGCGGCGGGCAGCGGCAGGCAGGCGGGGGGCGCGCGCGGGGGCGGCUCCAGCAUGGGCACGGGGCGGGCGCAAGGAGGGGUAGCGAGAGACGAAGAGGAGAGAGAGAGAGAGAGAGAGAGAGAAGGGGCACUCACACGGCGCAGGGCGGCGCGGCGGGCAGCGGCAGGCAGGCGGGGGGGGGGGGGCGCGCGCGGGGGCGGCUCCAGCAUGGGCACGGGGCGGGCGCAAGGAGGGGAGAGCGAGAGACGAAGAGAAAGAGAGAGAGAGAGAGAGAAGGGGCACUCACACGGCGCAGGGCGGCGCAGGGCGGCGCGGCGGGCAGCGGCAGGCAGGCGGGGGGCGCGCGCGGGGGCGGCUCCAGCAUGGGCACGGGGGCGGGCGCAAGGAGGGGAGAGCGAGAGACGAAGAGAAAGAGAGAGAGAGAGAGAGAAGGGGCACUCACACGGCGCAGGGCGGCGCGGCGGGCAGCGGCAGGCAGGCGGGGGGCGCGCGCGGGGGCGGCUCCAGCAUGGGCACGGGGCGGGCGCAAGGAGGGGAGAGCGAGAGACGAGAGAGAAAGAGAGAGAGAGAGAGAGAGAAGGGGCACUCACACGGCGCAGGGCGGCGCGGCGGGCAGCGGCAGGCAGCGCAGCGGCAGGCAGGCGGGGGGCGCGCGCGGGGGCGGCUCCAGCAUGGGCACGGGGCGGGCGCAAGGAGGGGAGAGCGAGAGACGAAGAGAAAGAGAGAGAGAGAGAGAGAGAAGGGGCACUCACACGGCGCAGGGCGGCGCGGCGGGCAGCGGCAGGCAGGCGGGGGGCGCGCGCGGGGGCGGCUCCAGCAUGGGCACGGGGCGGGCGCAAGGAGGGGAGAGCGAGAGACGAAGAGAAAGAGAGAGAGAGAGAGAGAGAAGGGGCACUCACACGGCGCAGGGCGGCGCGGCGGGCAGCGGCAGGCAGGCGGGGGCGCGCGCGGGGGCGGCUCCAGCAUGGGCACGGGGCGGGCGCAAGGAGGGGAGAGCGAGAGACGAAGAGAGAGAGAGAGAGAGAGAGAAGGGGCACUCACACGGCGCAGGGCGGCGCGGCGGGCAGCGGCAGGCAGGCGGGGGGCGCGCGCGGGGGCGGCUCCAGCAUGGGCACGGGGGGGGCGCAAGGAGGGGAGAGCGAGAGACGAAGAGAAAGAGAGAGAGAGAGAGAGAAGGGGCACUCACACGGCGCAGGGCGGCGCGGCGGGCAGCGGCAGGCAGGCGGGGGGCGCGCGCGGGGGCGGCUCCAGCAUGGGCACGGGGCGGGCGCAAGGAGGGGAGAGCGAGAGACGAAGAGAAAGAGAGAGAGAGAGAGAGAAGGUGGGCACUCACACGGCGCAGGGCGGCGCGGCGGGCAGCGGCAGGCAGGCGGGGGGCGCGCGCGGGGGCGGCUCCAGCAUGGGCACGGGGCGGGCGCAAGGAGGGGAGAGCGAGAGACGACGACGAAGAGAAAGAGAGAGAGAGAGAGAGAGAAGAGAAGGGGCACUCACACGGCGCAGGGCGGCGCGGCGGGCAGCGGCAGGCAGGCGGGGGGCGCGCGCGGGGGGCGGCUCCAGCAUGGGCACGGGGCGGGCGCAAGGAGGGGGAGAGCGAGAGACGAAGAGAAAGAGAGAGAGAGAGAGAGAGAAGGGGCACUCACACGGCGCAGGGCGGCGCGGCGGGCAGCGGCAGGCAGGCGGGGGGCGCGCGCGGGGGCGGCUCCAGCAUGGGCACGGGGCGGGCGCAAGGAGGGGAGAGCGAGAGACGAAGAGAAAGAGAGAGAGAGAGAGAGAGAAGAAGGGGCACUCACACGGCGCAGGGCGGCGCGGCGGGCAGCGGCAGGCAGGGCGGGGGGCGCGCGCGGGGGCGGCUCCAGCAUGGGCACGGGGCGGGCGCAAGGAGGGGAGAGCGAGAGACGAAGAAGAAAGAGAGAGAGAGAGAGAGAGAAGGGGCACUCACACGGCGCAGGGCGGCGCGGCGGGCAGCGGCAGGCAGGGGGGGGGCGCGCGCGGGGGCGGCUCCAGCAUGGGCACGGGGCGGGCGCAAGGAGGGGAGAGCGAGAGAGACGAAGAGAAAGAGAGAGAGAGAGAGAGAGAAGGGGCACUCACACGGCGCAGGGCGGCGCGGCGGGCAGCGGCAGGCAGGCGGGGGGCGCGCGCGGGGGCGGCUCCAGCAUGGGCACGGGGCGGGCGCAAGGAGGGGAGAGCGAGAGACGAAAGAGAAAGAGAGAGAGAGAGAGAGAGAAGGGGCACUCACACGGCGCAGGGCGGCGCGGCGGGCAGCGGCAGGCAGGCGGGGGGCGCGCGGGGGCGGCUCCAGCAUGGGCACGGGGCGGGCGCAAGGAGGGGAGAGCGAGAGACGAAGAGAAAGAGAGAGAGAGAGAGAGAGAGAAGGGGCACUCACACGGCGCAGGGCGGCGCGGCGGGCAGCGGCAGGCAGGCGGGGGGCGCGCGCGGGGGCGGCUCCAGCAUGGGCACGGGGCGGGCGCAAGGAGGGGAGAGCGAGAGACGAAGAGAAAAGAGAGAGAGAGAGAGAGAGAAGGGGCACUCACACGGCGCAGGGCGGCGCGGCGGGCAGCGGCAGGCAGGCGGGGGGCGCGCGCGGGGGCGGCUCCAGCAUGGGCACGGGGCGGGCGCAAGGAGGGGAGAGCGAGAGACGAAGAGAAGAGAGAGAGAGAGAGAGAGAGAAGGGGCACUCACACGGCGCAGGGCGGCGCGGCGGGCAGCGGCAGGCAGGCGGGGGGGCGCGCGCGCGGGGGCGGCUCCAGCAUGGGCACGGGGCGGGCGCAAGGAGGGGAGAGCGAGAGACGAAGAGAAAGAGAGAGAGAGAGAGAGAGAAGGGGCACUCACACGGCGCAGGGCGGCGCGGCGGGCAGCGGCAGGCAGGCGGGGGGGCGCGCGCGGGGGCGGCUCCAGCAUGGGCACGGGGCGGGCGCAAGGAGGGGAGAGCGAGAGACGAAGAGAGAAGAGAGAGAGAGAGAGAGAGAAGGGGCACUCACACGGCGCAGGGCGGCGCGGCGGGCAGCGGCAGGCAGGCGGGGGGCGCGCGCGGGGGCGGCUCCAGCAUGGGCACGGGGGGGCGGGCGCAAGGAGGGGAGAGCGAGAGACGAAGAGAAAGAGAGAGAGAGAGAGAGAGAAGGGGCACUCACACGGCGCAGGGCGGCGCGGCGGGCAGCGGCAGGCAGGCGGGGGGCGCGCGCGGGGGCGGCUCCAGCAUGGGCACGGGGGGGCGGGCGCAAGGAGGGGAGAGCGAGAGACGAAGAGAAAGAGAGAGAGAGAGAGAGAGAAGGGGCACUCACACGGCGCAGGGCGGCGCGGCGGGCAGCGGCAGGCAGGCGGGGGGCGCGCGCGGGGGCGGCUCCAGCAUGGGCACGGGGGGCGGGCGCAAGGAGGGGAGAGCGAGAGACGAAGAGAAAGAGAGAGAGAGAGAGAGAGAAGGGGCACUCACACGGCGCAGGGCGGCGCGGCGGGCAGCGGCAGGCAGGCGGGGGGGGCGCGCGCGGGGGCGGCUCCAGCAUGGGCACGGGGCGGGCGCAAGGAGGGGAGAGCGAGAGACGAAGAGAAGAGAGAGAGAGAGAGAGAGAGAAGGGGCACUCACACGGCGCAGGGCGGCGCGGCGGGCAGCGGCAGGCAGGCGGGGGGCGCGCGCGGGGGCGGCUCCAGCAUGGGCACGGGGCGGGCGCAAGGAGGGGAGAGCGAGAGACGAAGAGAAAGAGAGAGAGAGAGAGAGAGAGAAGGGGCACUCACACGGCGCGGGGCGGCGCGGCGGGCAGCGGCAGGCAGGCGGGGGGCGCGCGCGGGGGCGGCUCCAGCAUGGGCACGGGGCGGGCGCACGCGGCCGCUCCGCGCGUGGCGCAGCGCGCAGCGCCGCGGCUGCUCAGCGACCACGCGUAGCGGCCCCAGCCGCACCGGAUGAUCACUGCCGGGGGGAGCACUCACUAGCCGUUGGCGCUGAUGUAACUUCGUUCCCAUUUGAGACGAUAAGACUU
Molecule: messenger RNA, 4056 nt
Organism: Iphiclides podalirius (scarce swallowtail)
Lineage: Eukaryota; Metazoa; Arthropoda; Insecta; Lepidoptera; Papilionidae
Source: the annotation of a GenBank genome assembly